Messenger RNA from Thyridium curvatum, 1944 nucleotides. RefSeq lists its product as uncharacterized. Lineage: Eukaryota; Fungi; Ascomycota; Sordariomycetes; Thyridiales; Thyridiaceae. Gene Ontology annotation, molecular function: cation binding; protein serine/threonine phosphatase activity. Bases 1 to 1944 code for a protein of 647 amino acids. The record is from RefSeq and is a predicted model, not a curated record. The transcript has a single exon. Gene Ontology annotation, biological process: protein dephosphorylation.
AUGGCUCGCCUCCCCCGAUAUCCGACGAACCCCGUCGGGCUGAAUCGCGACGCGGAUGCCGCCCUCGAUGCUUUGCUGGCCUACGUAGCGACGUUCUUUCACGGCGCGCCCCGACACCAGAAUGGAGGAUCAUCUGCGCUGCAGUCCAACGGGCGCCUGAAACGGGCUCUGGCCCCUUCCCGACAGGCCGCGAUGCGCUCGCCCGCAUGGCAAACAACCUCACGUUACUCUACGAGCACCCAGCGGAGGACUUUCCACAACUAUUUUGUGACACACCUGCCCUCGUCAUCGGUGCACCCGGACUCUCGCAUCAAGCCCGGCACCCAUCACAAACUCCCUCGGUCGGCAUCGACGCCGCACACGCCGACUCCCGAGUCGAGCCCCGCGGUCCGCCCGCCCAACAUGCCCAUGCGCGACCUGACCGUCGUGAGAAUCCCCCUGCGGAGCGCCAAGCACCACUUCGGCGCCUACAACUCCCGCGGCUCGCGGUCGUACAACGAGGACACCAACCAGGCGGGCACGAUCGACAUGCCGGCGUUUGCUAAGCGCGCGCCCAUGUCGCUGGUGCGGUCUGCCAUGUCGGACAGCAAGAACCUCGGCGAGGGCAUCAAUGCAGAUAGCUCAAAGGGCGACCCGCAGAUCUUCUACUUUGCAGUGUUUGAUGGCCAUGGCGGCGUCGAGUGUUCCAACUUUCUGAGGGACGAAUUGCAUGGCUACAUCGAGCAGGCUGCUUCGGACUUUGAACUGCAGAGUAGCUUGAGGCGGGACAGCGAACAAAAGGGACAUGAGGCGGAUGGAGACCGGCAGCCGGUCAAUUUGGAGGCGUCUGGCGCAGGGAGCGGCUCAAAAAAUGGAAGCACGAAAGAUGUCAAAAUGAAGAGCGGGCAGGAGGUCAUGGCAGAAAUGGAGCUGCCAGAGCAGAACGAAGGCGGCGUAUCGGAGGAGGUCGCGCGCAUGGAAUCGAUCAAGUCGGACAAGCCCGUCCACGUCAAUGCGAACGUACCCCGGGCUCUGCAACUCCAGCGCGAGCUUAUCAAGCAGUACAAGGACACGGUCGGCGGGUACUUUCGACGAUUCAAGCCGGCCCAUUUUCACCUGGGCGAGAACUCGUUCAACGAGACUCAGGUCAGCGCCGAGACGAUCCUCAACUACGCGUUCCUGCGCGCCGACCUCGACUUCAUCACGGCGCAGGCGCGCAAGCCCGACCCGGACGACCCGUACGUCGCGGACUUCCCCCUUAACCAGGACGAGGUCCUCGGGUCCCCGCACCUGCCGCCCUCGGGACAGGGCAUCGGCGGCCCGGCGCGCUUCAAGGGAGGCUCGACCGCCUCGAUCGCCCUCAUCUCGACGCCGACGCCCGCGCCCUUCUGGCACCCGUCGGCGCGCAGCACCCUGCUCGUCGCGCACGUGGGCGACACGCGCAUCCUGCUCUGCGAGACGGCGACGGGCCUCGCGCGGCCGCUCACGAGCGACCACCACCCGUCGUCGCCGACCGAGUCGCGCCGCCUGCGCCGCUUCGCCGAGUCGCUCAUCACCGACUCGUUCGGCGAGGAGCGCAUCUCGGGGCUCGCCAACAGCCGCGCCUUUGGCGACAUGCAGUCCAAGCGCAUCGGCGUGUCGGCCGAGCCCGAGACGACGCGCACCGAGCUCGGCCCCGCCGAGUACUCGUUCCUCGUGCUCAUGUCGGACGGCGUGUCGGGCACGCUGAGCGACCAGGAGAUCGUCGACGUCAUCAAGGAGGCCCGCACGCCCGAGCAGGGCGCCAAGGACGUCGUCGACUACGCGACCGAGAUCUCGUCCGACGGCGACAACGCCACCUGCCUCGUCGUCCGGCUGGGCGGCUGGGAGCGCCGCAGCGAGGGCGGCCUCGGCAGCCUGGGCACCAAGGAGAUCCGCGAUGCGAGGAGGGCCGAGGCGCUGGACCCGAGGCGCGGCAGACGAUGA